AGCUCUUCAAGAUGACCAGCAGCUGUGCAACCAGAACUCAAACCUGGACCAGGAGCAACCAGAGUCUGCUCGUAUUAAAGAGGAAGAGGAGGAACUCCUCAGCAGUCAGGAGGAAGAGCAGCUUUGGCUGAAGGAUGAAACUGAUCAGUUUUCAAUACCGGCUGCUCAUGAGGAAGAUGGUCACAGUGAUCCAGAACCAAACAGGGACCACAUUCCCACUUACAGUCCUCCUGCAGACCAACAUUCACCUUUAGAGGAAAGCACGGGUGAAGACUCAGGACCAACAACGUGUGCAGAUACACAGCCAGAAAAGAGCUGUAUAAUGGAGACAAAUGAGAACGUAGGAGAGUCCUUUCUGUUAGAAAGUCAUUGUAAUGAAAGAGAUGAGAAACAACAUUCCUGCAAGUUCUGUGGGAAACAAUUUAAAAUAAAAAAUCGGUUAACUGUUCAUGUAAGAACUCACACAGGAGAGAGACCGUAUUCUUGUCAAACAUGUGGAAAAUGUUUUAGUCGCAGGAGUAGUUUGGUGUACCACAAGAGAAUUCACACAGGUGAGAAGCCGUAUUCUUGUCAAACAUGUGGAAAAUGUUUUAGUCACAGCAGUGGUUUGGUGACCCACAAGAGAACUCACACAGCUGAGAAGCCGUAUUCUUGUCAAACAUGUGGAAAAUGUUUUAGUCACAGCAGUGGUUUGGUGAACCACAAGAAAAUUCACACAGCUAAGAAGCCUUGUUCUUGUCAAACAUGUGGAAAAUGUUUCAGUUACAAGAGUACUUUGGUGCGUCACAUGAGAAUUCACACAGGUAAGAAACCGUAUUCUUGUCCAACAUGUGGAAAAUGUUUCAGUCACAAGAGUGCUUUGGUGUACCACAUGAGAAUUCACACAGCUGAGAAGCCGUAUUCUUGUCAAACAUGUGGAAAAUGUUUUAGUCACAGGAGGGGUUUGGUGAACCACAAGAAAAUUCACACAGCUAAGAAGCCGUGUUCUUGUCAAACAUGUGGAAAAUGUUUCAGUUACAAGUGUACUUUGGCGCGUCACAUGAGAAUUCACACAGCUGAGAAGCCGUAUUCUUGUCAAACAUGUGGAAAAUGUUUCAAUUACAAGAGUACUUUGGUGCGUCACAUGAGAAUUCACACAGGUAAGAAACCGUAUUCUUGUCCAACAUGUGGAAAAUGUUUCACACAAAAUGAUGAUUUAAAGUACCACAUGAUCACUAACAGAGAAUGUCAAAAGCCACCUUCUAUAUGUGGAAAAGAUUCAAUCUAAAUCACGGGCUGUGAAUCAAUUAUCUUUGGCCUGCAUGAUCAUAUCUAAUCUUAUUAGAGCUGGCCUGCUGAUACAGCACAUGUACCAAGGCAAGGCAAAUUUAUUUGUAUAGACAAUUCAAAGUGCUUUACAUAAAUACUACAAGUCCCACAAUGCACUGCCAGUACGUUUGCAAUCACAGGCCCGUGAGCGAGUACCUCACCGAUUCUCCAGAAACCUGACGGAGCUGCUCACCUUUGUCAACAACCCCUCUCCCCAGAAAAUGGCUAAAGGAAAAGUGGACUUUGUAAACAGAGAAUAAGUUUGUGGAUGUAAAGGACAAAGCUGUGUGUCUUCUGUGUGGAGACAGAGAGGCUGGAAUGAAGGAAUACAACGUAAGAAGACACCUUGAAAUGAAGCACCACCACA
Melanotaenia boesemani (Boeseman's rainbowfish) is the source of this 1675-nucleotide messenger RNA. Its product is annotated as gastrula zinc finger protein XlCGF8.2DB-like. Gene Ontology annotation, molecular function: DNA-binding transcription factor activity, RNA polymerase II-specific; RNA polymerase II cis-regulatory region sequence-specific DNA binding. The transcript has a single exon. NCBI's taxonomy places the organism in Eukaryota, Metazoa, Chordata, Actinopteri, Atheriniformes, Melanotaeniidae. The coding region runs from base 323 to 1267 and encodes 314 amino acids. Gene Ontology annotation, biological process: regulation of transcription by RNA polymerase II. The record is from RefSeq and is a predicted model, not a curated record.